This is a messenger RNA of Alligator sinensis (Chinese alligator), 2056 nucleotides long. RefSeq names its product gremlin 1, DAN family BMP antagonist (gene GREM1). Gene Ontology annotation, molecular function: BMP binding; receptor ligand activity. Gene Ontology annotation, biological process: animal organ morphogenesis. Bases 1 to 555 code for a protein of 184 amino acids. The transcript has a single exon. The record is from RefSeq and is a predicted model, not a curated record. NCBI's taxonomy places the organism in Eukaryota, Metazoa, Chordata, Crocodylia, Alligatoridae.
AUGGGCCGAACAGUCUAUGCUGUUGGUGCUCUUCUUCUUCUGCUUGGACUUCUGUUUCCCACAGGAGAGGGAAGAAAGAGGAACCGUGGAUCUCAAGGUGCCAUCCCUCCUCCUGAUAAGGAUCAGCCCAAUGAUUCAGAGCAAACACAGACACAGCAGCAAUCCGGUUCUAGGAACCGAGAGCGGGGAAAGGGCACAUCAAUGCCAGCUGAAGAGGUGCUGGAGUCUAGUCAGGAGGCAUUACAUGUCACUGAGCGAAAAUACCUAAAGCGGGAUUGGUGUAAAACUCAGCCCCUCAAACAAACUAUCCAUGAAGAAGGCUGCAACAGUCGUACCAUUAUCAACAGAUUCUGCUAUGGCCAGUGCAAUUCUUUCUACAUCCCAAGGCAUGUCCACAAAGAGGAAGGUUCUUUCCAAUCCUGUUCCUUCUGCAAGCCUAAGAAAUUCACCGCUAUGACAGUUACACUCAAUUGCCCUGAACUUCAGCCCCCUAGAAAGAAGAAAAGGAUCACACGAGUCAAAGAGUGUCGGUGCAUAUCUAUAGAUUUGGACUGACUGAGCUAAAUAUUUCACCUGUGACACUCUAGGCUUAGGCAGGCGGUGCCAGUUUAAGAGUGAGUGGCAUAACUACCGUAUUUUCUGGGGUGGACGCAAUGGAAAGGAACUAUAGUGAAUCACUUAAAACAUGGUUUAGGGGAGGGAAGAAAUAGGAGGGGGGAAGGAAAGGGUUUGUGAAUGUGUGAGAGAGGCAAAGUAAGGGAGACUAUACAAAAGAAUAUGAAUGUUUGCAUUUUAAUUGAGGUGUGAAAUACCACUAAAAACUUACAAAUCCAGAGGUUCAAUAUUACACACAUGCAUUAGGAUUCUUAGUAGCACUCUCACUCUCCCUGUUCACUGGGAAAAGUGCAGCUGUGGCUUUUGCAAAUGCUUCACUGGACACUACAGUAUUUACUUUCACUACAUUAAAAGAAGUAUCACAUUGGGGGAAAUAAGAUCCCAAGUAUGAGUUUAUUCCUAAAGAAAAUAAAAAUAUAAUGUUAAAAGGGGUGCAGCCUGUGGUAAAACCUGACUGAAAAUAACGGUUGUACUAAUUUUAUCUGUGUCUUUUGUUAAGGGAAAAAAAAAGUGGUUUUGACAGAAUGAGGGGGUAAGUAGGCCAGAAGAUGACAUAGACAGUGAGAAAACACAGUUACAGAGAGCUAGAAAGGACCAGGCUAAGAAUUAGUAGGUGCAAGGAAAAAAAGUAGAAGAGAAAGGGAAGUGACGGAACUUAAGAGAAAGAUGAAGGGAAAAGAAGAAACGUUUUUCUUCUGCUACUUCUUGCUUUAAUUUAUAGGUAUUUCCAUGUGUAUAUAUAAAAUAAAGAGAAAUUAUGAAUAGGGCUGUAAAACACUUCUGAAUGACAUUCUAAAUCAAUCCUGAUCUAUUCUUAUGUCUCUAGACUCUCUUGAUUUAUUUAUGGUCUUGUAAUUCAGAUAACAGUUCUUUAUAUAUAUUUAUGUAUGUGUCUGUAAUUUGCUAGUAAUAUACAUCUCUCUCAAAAGUAUCUAGUUACACACGUGGGUAUUUACACAUGUACACACACUGAGGGCUUCUAUUGUGUGUAUCUGCACACUCACACACAGAGAAAAUGUACAUAUCACAAAAAUCGCAGUAGAUAGCACCAGGUACAAAAUGGCAGUAAUUUAGCACAUAAAGAGCAAAGCAAAAAUUAAAACAAGCAUCAUGUGACUGCAAAUGCAAUAACCGCACAAGAGACAAAAGAAAUGACAUCCCUGACUAGUAAACAUUGCAUUGUUAUUGUUAUUUUAGCUCUGCCACAGGCAUGGAGUUUGUUGAAAAAGAGCUGCAGAGCCUUGCCAGCAGUAAUCCUCUUUUUAUAUCCUUUACCACAGACUUGCAUUUAAACAGGAUUUGGACUAAGCAAAGAGAAUUUCCUGACAAUUAAGGGCUAAAUGCUCCCCUGCUGUGGAAAAAGCCAUAAGGAUGGACCCAGUAACUCUUAAAACUCCAUGUGUUCUACCUGUAGAGGUUAUCACUGCUUUUUUCCCUUGGG